This is a messenger RNA of Maylandia zebra (zebra mbuna), 541 nucleotides long. RefSeq names its product large ribosomal subunit protein eL22. The record is from RefSeq and is a predicted model, not a curated record. Lineage: Eukaryota; Metazoa; Chordata; Actinopteri; Cichliformes; Cichlidae. Gene Ontology annotation, molecular function: RNA binding; structural constituent of ribosome. Gene Ontology annotation, cellular component: ribosome. Gene Ontology annotation, biological process: cytoplasmic translation.
GCGAUUUUGGGACAAAACGAAUUCCAUCAAUUUUUCGGCGUAUGAUGUGUAGCGCAUGCGCACCGCUUGCUCUUCCUUUUUGAUAGCUUCUUCACCAUGGCGCCUAUUAGGAAGCAGAAUGUCAGCAAAGGUGGUAAGAAGAAAAAGCAGGUCCUAAAAUUCACACUGGACUGCACGCACCCUGUCGAAGAUGGCAUCAUGGAUGCUGCCAACUUUGAACAGUUUCUGCAGGAGCGCAUUAAAGUGAACGGCAAGGCCGGGAACCUUGGUGGCGGUGUGGUCUCCAUUGAGAGAAGCAAGAGCAAGAUUACAGUGUCCUCUGAGGUGCCCUUCUCCAAAAGAUACCUGAAGUAUCUGACAAAGAAGUACCUGAAGAAGAACAAUCUCCGUGACUGGCUGCGUGUUGUUGCCAACACCAAGGAGAGCUAUGAGCUCCGCUACUUCCAGAUUAAUCAGGAUGAAGAGGAGGAAGAAGAUGAUGAUUAAAAUGGCAAUUAAUCUGAUUUUGUGUAUUUAAAUAAAUGUUGUUUACAAUACAGAG